Molecule: messenger RNA, 6023 nt
Organism: Strigops habroptila (Kakapo)
Lineage: Eukaryota; Metazoa; Chordata; Aves; Psittaciformes; Psittacidae
Gene: IPMK
Product: inositol polyphosphate multikinase
Exons: 7
Coding region: 384-1607 (407 amino acids)
Biological process (GO): inositol phosphate biosynthetic process
Cellular component (GO): cytoplasm; nucleus
Molecular function (GO): inositol-1,4,5-trisphosphate 3-kinase activity; inositol tetrakisphosphate kinase activity
Source: RefSeq, a predicted model, not a curated record
UGAGAGCAACUGUCAUACUGCCUUUGAACGCUUUUGGUACGAACUGCCUUUGCUGAAUAGGCCAAGGGCAGUUCAUUUGAACCUCUUCAGCCAUCACUGAGUGGAAUUACAGUACUAAUGGCACUGAGUUUGUCUUAUCUACAGCCUGCGUCUGUGGCAUGUCUUGCUGCUGAUAAUCUCCACAGCAAAGUAGUUCUUGUCCCUUGCCCCUGCUGCAGUUGGUGCAAUAAAAUGUAGUGGGAGGUGUGUUGGAUCCUUGGACUGUAGAUCUUUGUUGUUCUUGUAUCAUAAAAUGGGGUGGGAUCAGUUAAAAAAGGCUCACUUCAGGGAAAGCCUCACCUUUGCCACAUCAAUUUUAUCAGUUGGAUCAAGACAACACGGUGAUGCGCCAUCAUUGUGGGUGCAGCUCCAAUGGAUUAGAUGUAUGUAGGAGUGCAGGCAGUCGAGAUGCGAAAGAUACAGGGUCAUGUAUAAUUCUGCAGUGCUGUUCCCCUUGCUAUCUUUGUUGUGAAGCUAGUGGCCAGAUGUUUGGAUGUAUACUUCAGCAUCCAGAUGGGACUGUCCUGAAGCAGUUGCAGCCACCACCUCGUGGUCCCAGGGAGCAGGAGUUCUACAACAAGGUUUAUGACUCCGACUGUUGCGACAGCGUUCUUCUGGAGCUGCGAGAAUAUCUGCCAAAAUACUUUGGUGUCUGGUCACCACCUACUGCACCAAAUGAUACAUAUCUAAAACUGGAAGAUGUGACCCGUAAGUUUAAAAAGCCUUGCAUAAUGGAUGUAAAAAUAGGUCAGAAAAGUUAUGAUCCAUAUGCUUCAGCUGAGAAGAUACAGCAGCAGGUCAGCAAGUACCCGCUGAUGGAAGAGAUUGGCUUUUUGGUACUUGGCAUGAGGGUUUACCAUGUCUCUUCGGACAGCUAUGAGACGCAAAACCAGCACUAUGGAAGGAGCUUGACAAAGGAAACAGUAAAGGAUGGCAUCUCAAAGUUUUUCCACAGUGGGUACUGCUUGAGAAAAGAUGUGAUUGCUGCUAGUAUUCGGAAGGUUGAAAAAAUUUUGGAGUGGUUUGAAGGCCAGAAGCAACUUAACUUUUAUGCAAGCUCAUUGCUGUUUGUUUAUGAAGGUUCAUGUCAGCCACCAACCAUGCGAUUGGGUGAUGUCACCUUGGCAGAGAAGAGAGGAGUGCCCAAAGGACUGUUAUCAGGUGGAGAUGUACUGGAGUAUAAUAAUAAUAUUCACGUAAUAAAUUCUACAGAGAAUGGAAAAAUUGAGGCCUCUGUAGGUAAAGGCUUGUCCAAAUUUUAUGCACUUCACAAAAAGGCAUACUCAAAGAGGCAUCACAGUCAACUCUCACUAAAAGUUGAAAACUUGGAGCAAGACAACGUGUGGAAAAGCAGCACAUGCAUUACGCAGGAGCAUCUGAACGGAAACGUUAUACCCCAACUGGAGAAAGUUUUCUGUCACAUGCCAGCAGACAUAAAGGAAAGUGCAAAUGUAGAAGUCCGAAUGAUAGAUUUUGCUCAUGUGUUUCCUAGCAACACAAAGGAUGAGGGCUACAUUUAUGGUCUGAAGAAUUUAAUCACAGUACUUCAAAAUAUUUUGGAUAACUAAAUUCUUUGCUAUGUUUUUUACUGGGGGCCAAUGAUAAAGAAGAGUAACAACAUGAAGAAUUUCUGCACUUGUAAUGCUGUAUAACUGGGUUUCUAUUGUUCUAUAUUUUAUUUGUCUUUGUACUUUUGGUAGAAGGGUUUAACUUUUUAUAAUCUCACUCAGGAAAAUAAUUGGUAGUUAAUUAGGGAGUGUGAAAGGAUGAAGAUACUUAAGAUUAAGCAGGAUAGGUAAAUUAGAAUGAAAUGUGUAUGGUUGACUUAAAUCCAAGGAGUAUAGCUGUACAAUAAGCAAGGGUUAUGAUAGUUCUCCUUACAACUUUAGCAUAGAUAACAUUUGCCCACUUAGCCUUGACACUGGGCCGUACCUCUAUUAACAGGUUUUUAGAAAAUGGACUGAAAACUAACAUGCAGGAUUGAUGUCCUCAGUACUGCCCUCUUGUGUUUACUGUGUUUGAAUAACUGGAGUUAACCCUGCUUUGAGAGCAAUCCCAUUGAGUCAGUAGUCUAACCUGGAAGCCAGUGUAUCAAAAAGUGCUUUUCAAUGUCAUGCGACAGCAUUGCUGUUCUUUCAACCCUGGUGUGGGCACUUCCCCUCUUGGUGGUUGUCUGUAGCCAAUGUUCACUGCAGACAAACUACAACGUAAUUCGUGUUGAGGUGCUAAGAAAAUGCUGGAGUAAAAUAUCGUAACAGGCUUAAACUGCACAAUUGCUAGAGAAACUGUUUGUUCCUAAGAAAGAGUAAAAGAAUGUGAAUGGGAGAUGUUCCAGCAACUAAUUUGGUUUAGGAGAUUAAGUCAAUCUCUUAUGUUGUGACUAAGGAAAAUGCCUCACUCCUUUGUUCCGAUGGCCCUUCUCCGAAAACAUUAGUUUUAAAAGCAAACUAAUUGAGUGGGGAAACAAAGUGUUUUGAGUAAGCAUACAGAGAUUUCCUCUAGUCCUUUGCUGCUUGUAUUUUUUGCAACAAGUGUUUCACAUUUCCGCUGCUGGAGAGUACUGACUGGAAAUGAGGAGCAAUACAGGUGAAGGACCCUUUCAGCCCUGGAGCAAGCAGACGUACCUCUGUGUUUGCAGUGGAGUUGUGGCUCUCUUACCCUGGGCUAAGGAAGCCGGCUCUUUUAUUUAUUUAUUAUUAUUUUUUAAUGGCACACAGGUAAGCUGUGUAUUUCGAAAGCUGUCCCACUUCCUUUUCCACAGGAAAAAAAUCAGGCUUUCAUAUAGAAUGUUGGAGAUCAGGAUGAUGUAUCCAAAGCAUUUUUGGUGUGUCUCUUCUGUAUGCUGUGUAUGUGGCUACCAGGUGUGUAUAGUCAGCUAUACAAGAAGUUGGGAUGAAGGAGUCUUGCCAUCCAUAGAGCAAGACUGUAAUGCUUUAAGCAAGUCCCAGAAGUGAAACUUCUUAGAAUGGACUUUGUCAUUGGAAAUGUACAUCUUUUACUUGAGGACUUAAGGUGACACUGUGCCCUUGCUGCUCUCUCUGUAUGAUGAUCUGCACUGUGCACACAUUUGUGUACAUGUCUUUGCAAGUUCUUGAUUUGACAUCUGUCUUCUAUAUCAGAAAGAGAUAAAUACUUUUUCAAGCAAGUACACUGUUUUAAAUAAAGCUGAAAUUUUAGCUGUAUUUGGGAAGUUGGGUUGGUUGGAAGCAGUGGUGUGUUAUGUGUAGAACUACUUGGUCUAAACUUCAGAGGUAAUAGCGGCCAAUACAUUCAAGAACAAAAUCAGUCUGUCAGGAACAUAAUGUUUUUGAAGCAUGGGAAAAGAUGGUUGCAGGAGGGGCAGUGCCAUUUUGUUGAAAGCUUUAUGCAAAUCAAGGCUGAGAAGAAAAUACCAGUAAGAGAAAGUAUGUUUUUCUACCUGGUAUUUCCAUUGCACCACAUAGUUAUAAUGUAUUCCCGACUCUCCAUGAACUAAUUUAAGCCAUAUUCUGGAAAGAGUUUGUGGUUUUGUUUGCUUUGAUGCUGGUUUCUCUGUUAGGAUUUUGUUGUUCUAUCCUGUAAAUGGUCAACACUAGAGUAGUCUAGGCUGGUAGUGGCCUUGUAUGAUAAAGUCACAAUGUUUCAUAGAAAAUAAGGGGGAAAACAUUUAUACAUCUGAAUCUUUGUCCUCUGUAAUUCAUCUCUUCUGGAUUUUAAUCCAUUUUGUGCCAGAGAAACCAGACAUCUGCCUCAAUGAAUUCAGUCAUUGGAAAAUGAUCUGUAUGCUCUUAAUAUAAGCACAUUCUCCUGUCUCUGCUUUAAGAUAUGUCUGCAGUGUUUGAAUGCUCUUUAAGUAUUGAUUGUUGUGUUGACUUUGGCAGUGUUUGUAAUGCACCUGGAAUAUUGUUAAACUGUCAGAAUAUUUUGAAUAAAAAAAAAAAAAAAAUAAUUUUAUCAUGGUUUUUUUUUUUUUUUUAAACCAGUGUUUAUUAUGAAUGUAUUUCUGUUAGUUUAAAAUGUAGCUUGAGAUAUAAUAGCAUUUUUAAUUGGAAGUUAUGUAUAAAGCUUGCUCUAAAGGUGUUUUGGCAUAGUGCCAGCUGUGAAUUUAAGCCUGCAAAGGUGUUAUAUUCACAUUGUUCUUGCACAUUUUAGACUUGGUGUUUCUAGUGUUUUGUAUCUGAGCAGAUUGUCUUCAGUUAUAGUUGGAGAUGUAUUCACAGAAAUUAUUAAACAGAUUAGAGAAUUAAUAAGAAGAUGAAGAGGGAGACACUAAACAUGCAUCGCCAUCGAUCUCCCUCUCAGUGAUGCCUCUUUUGUCCUCUGUGUGGAGCGUACAGGAUAGGUGACUGUAGUGGAAAUCUUUACAGAAAUGGUAACAAGACUUACAGGUAUUUCUGUCCCAUAAAGCUGAAAGCAGGUCCCUUUCCCAGCCUGGAGUGGUUUAUCCAAGUGCUGAUGUCAUUGAUGAAGCCUGUCUGUUUUGAUUUUAAGCAAUAUGAGUUUGAUUUAGCAGAAUCAAUUGUCAAAAGGGAAGAUUGAUGGAAGCAUUGUCAUUCAUGUACUCUCUGAGAAUAUACUUUUCUGAAGACUUUCUACCUAGGUGAUUGUGAGAAUUGUGUAUAGGCUUACCUAAUGAAAGCUUGAAUUAUAUAAAGUUUUAUAAAAAAGCAUUUACAUAUAUGGUAUUUUUUGCAUAUGGGUGGAAUUUGUUGCAUAAAUUACAUUGGAAAUUAUUAUACCCUUAUGAAAUGUUUAAAGUAUUUUAAUCAAAUCAUUUUAUGAACUAAACUGGAGACUUUACUUGUAUGUGAUUCACAUGAAACUUGUACUGUUUUUUGAUUUUUCUUGGCUGUAAUGCAUAGUCAGACCAUUCUUUUCCAUAACCCUACAGUUCCAUGGAGAGCUUUAAAAGUACUCUGUAGAUUAGGAAAUCACUAAUUCCCUUCAGUUUGAUUAACAGAGUGCAUAUGCUCUUGAAAUACUUUGGUGCACAUGAUACUUAAAGUAAUGUUAGUGUAUUAUACACCUAGAGCCCCAGUAAAACUUCCUCACCUGCAGAGAGCUCCUGCCAAGCCCAGUCUGGAUUAUGCAGUAUUUUAAAAAGGCCUUUUCACAGGUAAAAGCAGUGACGGGAAGAAGGCAUUGCCUGCGCUGGCCAUGUCAGGUGGGGGUGUUCACAGCCUGAGCUUAAAAUCCUUCUACUGUACUGCCAAGUAUAGGUAGGAUAGAAACCCACAUCCACAUCUGCUAUUUAAAGUUAUGAUCAGUUGUUCAUCCUCCCUCCUAAUUUUUUUUCUCCAAGUAAGCUGUCCUCCUGAGUGCCUUUGUUGUCCCUUGCCACUAGUAACCUGCUGCAUGGAAUGACUUAAAAGUGAAAUUUUUAUUUCCUAAAAACUCAUGUCCCAUAACUGCUCUUAAGGUAUUGAAAAACACCAUCAAAAUGCCUCAAAUACCGUGGGAAAUGCAAUUUCCCUUUUGUACUCUUUCCCAUGAAAAAGCUGGAAUGGAAUGUUAGUGGAGAGCAUGCUUGGAUGGGAGUCUGGAUUGUAGGUUUUAUGAAACGUCUUUGUGUUUUGAAGAGGACAUUUUGGGGGCAAGGUGGGUGACAGCCAAACUGCGUGAAGUUUUCCUUGUGUUCCUGCAAUUAAUAGUGAGGUUUGUGUUUAAGUAGGUAGCAUAGUGGGAAGCGAUGAAAGUUCAUAUGGAGCCCUGAGCAGGACAUAUGGUCAGGUCUGCAGGUCAGACCCAAAGGCUGCAAGUCUUCUAGUAUCUGGCUGGGAGAAUGCAUUGGGCAUGUUCAUUGAGGUACAACAGACCAUGGCAGGGUGUUAGCUGGGAAGCAGAUUCCUCUCCAUAGCCACAGGCCAAUACUGCCACUUUUCUAUCAUCACAGCAAUGUAAAUGAAACCUGCAGAGAAGAUUGUCAUCCAAAGGACAAAUGUAACUGUUUGAGCCGUGUCUGAAAGGGGAAGAAAUGAGAAAGCUAAGGGUUGUACAGCAGAAAA